Molecule: messenger RNA, 3122 nt
Organism: Portunus trituberculatus (swimming crab)
Lineage: Eukaryota; Metazoa; Arthropoda; Malacostraca; Decapoda; Portunidae
Gene: Dgkepsilon
Product: diacylglycerol kinase epsilon-like
Exons: 12
Coding region: 189-1757 (522 amino acids)
Molecular function (GO): ATP-dependent diacylglycerol kinase activity
Source: RefSeq, a predicted model, not a curated record
GCGCCCUCUUCCUCAAGUGUCAUGACGUCACAAAGCCUGGAAUUGUAAACAAUAUCUCUGAGGUGUCACGUGUGGCUGGAAUUGGCACUCGUAAAGCGUCCUGGCCCUUGAGGCAACACACCUAGUACCCAUGGGGCCCUGCGGUGCCAGGUAGCAGGUAGUGUCCCUGCGCGGAAACAGUUACCAGGAUGAGUGAUGGAUCGGGACAGGUGUUCCUCUGCGUAGUGUUCUCUUUGCUGUUAGUGCUGUUGUUGGUGCGGCUCAGCAGACGGCCUCCCCGCUACAGCCUCAGGGCUAGGGAUGUGCUUAAAGGCCAUUCUUGGUGCUCCACCCACUCUUCAAUCAAGCCAAGUUUCUGCAGCAUCUGUGAGACAUUGAUUAAUGCUAGUGAUGGCUCCUUUUGCAACUCCUGUGGGGUGUCUGCUGACAGUCCACAGUGCAUUACUGCAUCAGAUGUCAGUUUACCUUGCAAGGUCAUCACCACACGUUCCACGAAACAUAAACACCACUGGAUUAGAGGCAACCUGCCCCUCAAUGCUCAGUGUGAGGUGUGCAAAGAGGAGUGCGGCACUGAUCCACAACUGAAUGACUGGUGGUGCUGUUGGUGUCGCUGGUGUGCCCAUGAUACCUGUGUUCAGAAUGUGAAUGAGGUUUGUGACUUUGGCAAGCUAAGACAAUAUAUCGUGCCACCAAAUUGUAUUCGCCUCAAGUAUUCAAGGAUGAAGCAGCAUCUUUAUAUCAAGGAGGUGCUCAAACCAAAUAUUAGUGGAUGGAGCCCGGUCAUUGUAAUGGGAAACACCAAGUCAGGAAGCAGUGAGGCAGAUGCAGUGCUGUCUUCCUUCUGCAGUGUAUUAAACCCUGCACAAGUGAUUGACCUCAACCGCUGUCCCCCUGAGGAGGCCCUGGAGUGGUGCCAUCUUCUCCCACCUGAUGUCACAUGCCGCGUUGUGGUUGCUGGUGGUGAUGGCACUGUCUGUUGGGUGCUCACCGCCAUACUCAAAAUGAAAUUUGAGAAGGAUCCACUGGUUGCUGUCCUCCCACUGGGCACAGGCAAUGAUCUCUCUCGUGUCCUGGGUUUUGGUGAAGGCCAGUCCUGGGACGCUGAUGUGGUGGAGUAUUUGCAGCAGCUUGCCACUGCUCGGCCCACUCUGCUUGACCGCUGGCGAGUCCAUUUCACCCCUGCCAGGAGCCUCAACAUUGCAACACGUGAGGUCUAUAUGUACAAUUACCUGAGUGUUGGUGUGGAUGCGCUUGUCACCCUUAACUUCCACCGUGCCCGCCAGUCACCAUUUUACAUCUGCAGCAACCGCUUCAUCAACAAGAUGAUCUACUUCACCUUUGGCACCAAGGAUGUCCUGGAGCGUGAGUGCAAAGAUUUGGACCAACGGUUAGAGCUCUUCAUGGAUGGUCGACAUGUGCCUCUACCCAACAUUGAGUCACUGGUAGUGCUUAAUAUUGCCUGUUGGGGAGCUGGUGUCAGGCCUUGGACUCUUGGUGCAGGAGGCAGUGAGGCACCAAAGCAGAGCUUCAGUGAUGGCCUGAUGGAGGUGUUCUGCCUAGCAUCAUCCCUCCAUAUUGCCCAGCUGCAGGUUGGCUUGGGAGAACCUAUUAGAUUGGGCCAGUGUUCCUCCCUCAAGCUCUGUCUGAAGCGAGAAGCCCCCAUGCAAGUGGAUGGAGAACCUUGGGAACAGUCAGCUGGAACCAUUUCAUUAACACACAACAAACAAGCUUCUGUGAUGAUGAGGGAGACCAGCUGAGGAGACUGACAAAGAUGAAAGGUAUGAUUAAUUAGAAAAGAAUAUAGAGUAUGGUUAGGUCUUCCAUUCACUAGCAUAUCUUUCAGUCCAUUCUAUUUUUGCAACUGAGGCAGAAUUUCCUUAAUUUUAAUUUUCCAUUUUUUUCUAGUAUGAUUUACAUUCUUGAUUGUCCCUCCUAUAUGUAUCCAGAUUGAAUAUCUUUCAUCAUCCCUUUUUUUGAGCUUAAUGCAGUUGAGAUACCACUACCUUUUGCCUUAUUCGUUAUCUUUUUUAUUCUGUCCUUUCCUGUAAAUAUUUGUAGAUUUUCCAUGAAUCGGAUACUACCUGUUACUUUAUCAAAUGUGUGUAUAUUUAGUAGGUUUUGAUAAUAGUGCUUUGUCAUUCAUACAAUAUUUAUUCUUUAUUGGCAUUGUCCCUCUUGUGAUUAUUAUGUUAUUUAGAAUCUAGAUUGUGUUCCAUACAUUCCAUCUGCAAUGACCAUCUUAUGAUUUCAUCAGAACCUGGUAUUUCUAUUGUAUGUAUCCUUUUCAUUGGCUCCCAUGCAUAUAUUCUUUGUAUUCAAAUUGACACAAGUUUUGAUCUUCCAAGGAUUUCUGAGACCCUCUAAUUAUAGUUGUUUGUUUAUUUUUCUUUUAAAUAUUCUUGCCUCUGUUUUAUGCUUUUAACAAUCAUUUUGGAAUCUGAAUUCUUUUUAGUCAUAACUUUUAUAUUUUUAUGUGUUUCUUUUCCUUAAAGCGAUACAUAACAUUACAUUUUCACAUUAUUGUCUUGUUUUGCCUAAUCUACACAUAAUAACUUUUGUAUUUAUCCUAGAAAUCUAUGAAGAUUUGAGUCAAUCAUGUUGUACAGGUUGAACCUCCCAAGUCCGGCAACCACCGGACCUUAGACUUGCCGGACCAUGGAAAAUUCCGAACUAUAGGUGGUCCCCAAAACACCCUCUAUAUACUUACCCUGCAUUAUACAAGUGUAGCUGUAACAUUGUUUUGAUAUAUGAUAGUUGUACAUGAAAAUAUACAUGCAGAAGUAUAUAGAAAAACACGUUGAAAGAAUAUGGAUUUAUUUUUACAGCUAGACAAGCAUAUAAACUGUAAAGAAAGGAAUCUAGAAUACAUCAUGACCAGUAAAUGCUACUGAAUUACAUAACAUACUGAAAUAGUUACAGUACUGUACCUGUACUUGUGCAACAAUGAUGUUCACCUGGAAGUAAGGAAAAUAUAAAAUAAGACGAAAAAUAAAACAAAACAAAACAAAAAUUAAAAGAGUGCACAAGAUAUGCAGUAAAACUACAGAUCUAAGAAAAUUAUGAAAUUCAAAACAGAAAUUAAAAGUAAAGAAAGUAACUACAGUAAAUAGAAAAUGAAACAA